Coccinella septempunctata (seven-spotted ladybird) is the source of this 3454-nucleotide messenger RNA. Its product is annotated as RNA-binding protein 5-like. The record is from RefSeq and is a predicted model, not a curated record. Gene Ontology annotation, biological process: mRNA splicing, via spliceosome. Gene Ontology annotation, cellular component: nucleus. The coding region runs from base 250 to 2934 and encodes 894 amino acids. Lineage: Eukaryota; Metazoa; Arthropoda; Insecta; Coleoptera; Coccinellidae. The transcript is spliced from 12 exons. Gene Ontology annotation, molecular function: RNA binding.
UAUUCAAGAAUCGAAGACUGGAUUGUAUUGACAAAGGCAAGCGUGCAGAAGGAAAACGGGGUCGAGACUUAGAGAAAAAGUGUAGAAUAUUAUAUAUAAAACAUUCAUCAGAUGAACUAUUCAUUUUGAAUGAAAUCAAGUAAAGUAUUUAAGUAAUAACUGUGAUAGUUUCGCCGUAACCGACCAAGUGAUUAGUGCUUCUAGAAGCCAUUUUUAUGACGUACUCACGUUUUUAAUUGAUACUUUAAGAUGGACAGAAUGAGAGAACGCGAUUAUUCCCCUUAUGGUCGCAGAAGUAUGUCUAUAUCACCUGAUUACAGAAGGGAUUCGCCGGAUUAUAGACCAAGUAGAUCGUCUUCCCGAUCACCGCACCAAAGGAGGCACAAUGGAUACAGAAAUUCACCCUAUCACCCAGUAAAGAAAAAUUGUGAGUUUAAUGAAGAUCAUGAUCACAAUGAAGGCAGAUCAAGGGGUAGCGACUACGAAAGCGAUAGGGAAUAUAGGAGAGAAAGAGAAUCUUCUUAUGAAGAAAGAAGUCAUUCUAGAAGCCCAGACGGGAGAGACAGUCGCAGUAGGUACCAUAGGAACAGAGAACAUCGCAGGGGAAGAAACAGGAGGUCUAGAAGCGACUCAAGAUGGGAAAGAAAAUCAGAGGAAGGCAAAAACCGAGACAGAGACAGAUCUUAUAGAGACGAUGAUAGCGACAGCGAGAGGAGCCCCAAUGGAGCUGUAUUAGGGGCUAGUGGUGCAGAAAUAAUUGGAUAUAAAAGUCAGCCACCAAAUAACACAAUCAUGAUAAGAGGCCUUGCACAACAUAUUACAGAGAACGAUAUUCGACAGGACAUAAUGUUGUGUGGUCUGAUGCCGAAAGAUAUAAGGCUGAUUCGUAAAAAAGAUACAGGUGCCUCUAGAGGUUUCGCCUUUGUCGAGUUUACAACACUUGCUGAAGCCACAAGAUGGAUGGACAUGAAACAGGGAGUGCUGAUGCUACAAGAUCAAUAUAGAGCAAUAAUGCAGUAUAGCAUACCCAAAGAUAUGAGUUUUGGGUAUGAAAAGCCUCCGAAUCAUAAAGCAUCUGCUGACUGGUUCUGUAUCAAAUGUGGGGCACAAAAUUUCAGAAGACGUGACAAUUGUUUUAAAUGUCAUGCUUCUAGAAUGGAAAGUGAAGAGGGGGGUAGUGGCAGUGAUGAAAUUUGCACCUAUGCUACUAAGACCAUAAUGUUACGAAACCUAGAUGCUUUAACCACAGAAGAUUCUGUAAUGGGUGUACUGAAAAGUGUUGUACCAGAUUUGGUGAACAGUAUUGCAGCUGUUACAAUAGGAAGAGAUCCUCUUACUUCCACCUCUAGAGGUAUAUGCUAUUUAGGUCUAGAGAGCACAAUAGACUCUCUCACACUUUAUGGUGCCCUUAGCAAUUUAUCAAGCCCUCUUGUAAUUGACGGAAAGACAGUGAUAUUAUCAUACUGCAAAUACCAAAUGGGGGACAACAAAAGAGCUUAUUCUGAAGCUGAAAAUGUUGCUUUUCCAAAUGCUGCCAUUCCAAGCACUUAUGCAAUGACUGAUGUGGAUAGUUUAGCAGAAUAUGCAGCUAAUCGAUACGCUAAAACACCUCAAGAGUACAUUCACUAUGUCAUGUACUACAAAGAAUAUUUUACCCAACAGAUAAGUGCUGGUAACUCAAUAACCCUGCAUCAGGAUAAUCAAAUGGAUGCUGCAAAUGCUGCUGCUGCAGUAGCACAGUCAGCCAUCCAACAAGUGAAUGCAACCAAAUCAAUGUAUGAUACAUCCCAAAGGACCAUACCUACUGGAGUUGAUGGCAAAAGAUACCCAAUACCUGACAUUUCCAAGUAUGUCUUGGACAAAACAAGCAAUUACCAAUUUGACCCAAGUACAGGCUUAUACUUUGAUUCUCAAACUGGCUACUAUUGGAAUCCUCUUCUACAAAUUUAUCUAUAUUGGGAUCCAGAGAAACAAACCUAUGUUAGAGCAGACAGUAUGGAGCAAUAUUCAACUCAGCAGGUAUCAGUACAAAAUUCAACUGUGCAAACUUCUACAUCAGGGGAGCCAGAGAAUAAAAAGCAAAAACCAGAAAAGCAGGAUAAAGUUAAAGUAGCCAAAAAAAUUGCUAAAGAUAUGGAAAGAUGGGCGAAAACUUUGAAUCAGAAAAAGGAAAUUUGUGCAUCUAAAGCAAAUUAUGAUAUGCACAACAACAACGGCUCCAGUGCUUCAGCAGAUAUUGGAUUCUCAGUGUUGGAGAAGAAAGUUAACAUGAACACAACUGUGUAUCAAAAGGAAGUACCAGAAGAAGCAGAACCUAUACCUCAUGGUCCUCUGGUUGCUGCUUAUGGAGGAGAAAGUGAAUCAUCAGGUGAUGAAGAGCAUUUCGAUGAAAAUGAACUACUAGACUUCAAAAAACUCAUCUGCAAUUUGUGUAAAAGACAACUUGGUUCAACUGAAGCACUUGCCAAACAUGCUCAGCUUUCCAAUCUGCAUAAACAGAAUUUGGAAGCUAUAAGAAAAUUGAGAAAAUCAGAAGCCUCAGAGAAAAUUGUUUAUAGAGAUAGAGCAAAAGAAAGAAGAAUGAAGUAUGGAAAUCCAGAUGAACCCCGUCCUAGUAAGCUCAAGGAGAAAUUUUUAAAAUCAAAGGAAUUGACAGAUAUUCCAGUUGCUGCUUCUGUACUUGAACCAAUUGGUGCGGAAAAUGUUGGCAACAAACUUUUACAGAAAAUGGGUUGGACCGAAGGCCAAGGUUUAGGAAAAUUAAAUCAAGGAAGGACAACAAUCAUUCAGGCUGAACAUCGAAGUAACUCUGCAGGAUUAGGGAAUACGUUACCAGGUUACAAUGCUGUUGCAGGAGAGUCUUACAAAGAUUGUGUUAAAAAAAUGAUGUAUGCUAGGUACCAAGAAUUGACAGAAAAAGAAAAUUCAACAUAGUCCAUUUCGGUUUCUACAUUGUAAAUAAUUUGUGGCAGUUCCAUAUUAAUGCAGAAAAACAAUGGAAUGAAUUCUCAAUAUGAUCAAUCAUCAAGAUUGAAAGUUGAGAAGAAUCCCUUGAAAACUUUUGUUCAUUUUGUUGUUCUGUUAAUGAUUGGUUUUCAAUAAUUAGUUAGCUUUAUCAAUUUAUGUAAUCAUUUUUUAUAAUUAAUUUUUCAUAAUUUUCUUCAUCUUGGAAAUAAAUCGAAAUUUCAUUAAUUUAUUGGAAUUAUUUCAAAUUGUAGCAUUCAAUAAUUAAGUUGCAUGUGCCAAACUUGUUUACACCAUUCUAAGAAAUGAAUUAAUUAUUAAUUCAUGUUACAUAUUUGAACAGAUACAUCAUUGUUCCGGUUUUUUUUUUGUAAAUACCAUAAAUUAUAUGUGUAAAUGUUAAGCUUAUUUUAUAAAUAUUUGGAAUAAGAAAUGAGUAUUUUCUCCUGAUUUAUAUACUAUAAUUUUUGAAAAAUAUAAUUUAAUUUAA